Molecule: messenger RNA, 210 nt
Organism: Cavenderia fasciculata
Lineage: Eukaryota; Evosea; Eumycetozoa; Acytosteliales; Cavenderiaceae
Exons: 1
Coding region: 1-210 (69 amino acids)
Biological process (GO): mitochondrial respiratory chain complex IV assembly
Cellular component (GO): mitochondrial intermembrane space
Molecular function (GO): copper chaperone activity; copper ion binding
Source: RefSeq, a predicted model, not a curated record
AUGAGCAUUGAAGUCAACGCAGUUCAACCAACUACUACCUCUACCCCAGUUGUAGAGGCUGCUGCUGCACCAAAGAAGAAGAUUUGUUGUGCUUGUCCAGAGACUAAAAAGAUCAGAGACGAGUGCAUUCUACAGAAUGGUGAAGACAAGUGUUUCCAAUUCAUCGAGGCUCACAAGGUUUGUCUCAGAGCUGAAGGUUUCGAUAUCUAA